This is a messenger RNA of Morone saxatilis (striped sea-bass), 1413 nucleotides long. Its product is annotated as plexin A3-like. The coding region runs from base 1 to 1413 and encodes 470 amino acids. Gene Ontology annotation, molecular function: semaphorin receptor activity. The record is from RefSeq and is a predicted model, not a curated record. The transcript is spliced from 11 exons. Gene Ontology annotation, biological process: regulation of GTPase activity; regulation of cell migration; negative regulation of cell adhesion. Lineage: Eukaryota; Metazoa; Chordata; Actinopteri; Moronidae. Gene Ontology annotation, cellular component: semaphorin receptor complex.
AUGGCCGUACCCACUACUGAGGUUUCCAUACGUAAGCUGGUCACGCCGUUCGAUGCAUCACAGCGGGCUCAGAUCCUCAACAUCCUGACCCGACCCAACCUCGUGAUCCGCCCUUCCCGCUGCACCAACAGCGCCCGCCGUGCAAAAUUCAAUGGCUGGCCUGGAAAAACUGCGUUGCUCUAUAAGUGCGAGGCUCAGCGCUCCAGCUGCGGUCAGUGCCUCAAAGCGCCCGCCGCCUUCGAAUGCGGAUGGUGCACCGAAACCAGGAAGUGUCUCCUGCGCCAACACUGCCCGUCAGCCGAACAGAACUGGAUGCACCACGGCCGGCACAACCUGCGCUGCAGCCACCCGCGCAUCAGCAAGAUUGACCCUCUGACUGGCCCUCGGGAGGGGGGGACACGGGUGACAAUCGAGGGGGAGAACCUGGGUCUGCAGGUGAAGGAGAUCGCUCACGUCCAGGUGGCAGGAGUCCGCUGUAACCCCGUCCCCUCGCAGUACAUCAGCGCCGAGAGGAUCGUGUGCGACAUGGCCGAGGCUCUCCUCCCUCACUCUCCCGGCGGUCCCGUUGAGCUCUGCAUCGGCGUCUGCAGCGCCGAGUAUCGGACGCUGUCCACCCAGACGUACUCCUUUGUGAGCCCCAGUUUCAGUCGUGUCCUUCCAGAGAAGGGACCUGUUUCUGGGGGAACCAGACUGACGGUGACGGGUCGACAUCUGGACGCCGGCAGCACCGUCACCGUUUACAUCGACAAGGAGGAGUGUCUGUUUGUGAAACGCACCAAUCGGGAAAUAAUCUGCAUAACUCCCGCCUCUGUGUCGGGCUCUGGCCCCGCCCCCAUCCGGCUGAUGAUUGACAGGGCCGAGGUGACGAGCUCGGACACCAAAUACAUCUACACCGAGGACCCGACCAUCACCAGCAUCGAGCCCAACUGGACCAUCCUCAAUGGCAGUACAGUGAUCACAGUGACGGGAACCAACCUGUUGACCAUCCAGGAGCCCAAAGUCAGAGCCAAGUAUGGAGGAGUGGAAACCAACAAUGUGAGAACUUUUAACUCUCAAACUCUCAAAACUCAGCAGAGGGGGUCAGAUGCAGUGGAGGGAGAGCAAGAGAGGCGGGAGAAGAGAGGGAGAAGAGAGAUCCGCGUGGAUGGGAUCCCUCCGCCGGCCCAGAAUGCAUUGCUGUAUGAGACGGUGACGGUGGUUGAAGGGAAGCCGAUCCUCAGAGACAUGGUGUUCAGUCCAGAUCAUCAGUACAUCUACCUGCUGAGUGACAGACAGUCUGAUCUGCUGCCACUGACCGUCUUCACUUCCCCUCCCAGAUUUAUCCUGCCGGUCCGGAAAUUGAACCGACGACCUUCCAGUCACAAGCUCGCAUCUCUAACCUUUAGGGCCACCACUGUCUUGGUGGUCUACUAG